This is a messenger RNA of Sphenostylis stenocarpa, 319 nucleotides long. The record is from the annotation of a GenBank genome assembly. Lineage: Eukaryota; Viridiplantae; Streptophyta; Magnoliopsida; Fabales; Fabaceae.
AUUGAAAAUAUGACAGGAAACAAGCAUAUGUUUCAUCCCGCAUUGAACGUCGAUCUGUUAGUUGAAGAUAAAAACAGGUUGGCACUGUACAAGCCGAAUUUGUCCCAUUUUUGUGCGUGGCCUGACCUGUUUUUUCUGAGAAGCUCACCCUUCAAUUUGACAGGAGGGGACCUGCCCACUGCCAGAAUCGAGGCCACAAAAAUUGUGUCUGUCUCACAUGUCCACAUCUUGGAGAAAGCAGGAAAACCGGAAAUUGAGAUCCACUCAAUGAUACAACUACCAAGGAAACUAUCUUACAGUCAGACAUACCACUUCAACG